CUUAAGCUCCCCGACUCGAGAGACGCCUCUUUUGUCUCCUCUCCGCCAUUGCUCCGUCCCCUCUCGACGGUAUCCACCCGUACUACAUCCUCAACCUCAUCUCUACUUCACAUAUAUCUUCUCGUUUCCUCCUCUCUUCCAGCAGGUCUCGCUUUCAAUUUCUAGGGUUUCGCGGUUCAGAUCACGAGCUCUUGCUUUCAAUUCAUACCGAUUCAAUCGCGAGCAGCUGCUUCUUCCGGCGAAACCUAGAGAAUCAGUCUCUGCGAUUCUGAAUUUGAGCACGGUUAGUCACUUUAGCUUUGAUUUCGUGGAAUUGAAACUGUCUAUAUGACGGCUGGGAGGAGUAUUAGGUAUCCUGAUCAUGAACUGAGAGGCCGCCAAGAUUCGAAUUCUAGACUUUCGAGGCGUGAUAGUGUUUACUCAAACGAGAGUUAUGAACAGGGACGGGUUAGUAAUUUAAGACACGAGGAUAUGAUUAGGUCCGGAGCUGUUAACAGUAGGGAAGCCUUUGUUGAUCGUGGACCUAAAAGAUGUGGCCUUUCAGUUUCAGCUAGGUCUGUGGAUAGGGAACCGGGUGAGCUCUCUAGUGAGAGUGGCUCUGAUGAGUCUGAAUCUGUGGUGAAAGGUAAUGGAGAUGUGAAGCAGGUGGAGGAUAGAGCUCAAAGCCCUGUAGAGAAGAAGAGAAAGUUUUCACCGAUUGUAUGGGAUAGAGAUGAAAAACCUUUGGAGGCCACCCCUCUUCCUCCCCCACCUCCACUUGUUAAGAGGUCAAGCCAGCCACCUACGGUCAACUGUGAUGGUGACUCUCGUUUUCCUCCGGAACAGAGUAACAUGCGUGAAGAUCCUAAGCAAGUUGGUCUUCUUGAGGUUUCUGCUCCUACUUUGUCGUCUCCGGUAGAGAUAUCUUCUUCGUGUGUGGUGGAACAAUCAUCGAAUGCUGGGAAGGAUGGAAAACAAGAGGAUGCAACGCACCAGGAUGAGGAGGAAAACAUGCCAACAAGGCAUAUCUCAUCCUCUAGGUGGGCUGCUGGUAAUAGUUCUCCGACUGACGAGGGUGAAAUAGUAGAAUUGGAAAUAGAUAAAAGGAGGAAGAAACUACUUCAGGGCAGAUUGCCCAAUAAGUCUUUAACGCCUGAGGCUGGGGAGUCUGUUAGGGAAGGUUGUAGAUCAUCUGGUUCCGAUGAAAGGAGACACCAUUCUUUGCCGGGAAGCAGAGAUGAUUUUGAGGAAAAAACUGCUGUUAAGGGUGACUAUAUGGAAAUAGAUGAGGAGGAACGUAGAAGAGGAAAUGCUAGCGACAGUCUUACUGAAACAGAUUCUGAUGACGAAUAUGUUCGCCAUGAGACACCUGAACCUGCUGGUCCUCCAUUGAGAAGUAUAAACAUGCUCCAGGGUUGUCGAAGUGUUGAUGAGUUUGAGAGAUUAAAUAAGAUAGAUGAAGGCACUUAUGGUGUUGUUUACAGAGCGAAGGAUAAAAAGACAGGUGAAAUUGUGGCAUUGAAGAAGGUGAAGAUGGAAAAAGAAAGAGAAGGUUUUCCGUUGACUGCUCUUCGGGAAAUUAACAUACUUCUUUCUUUUCAUCACCCAUCAAUAGUGGAUGUUAAAGAGGUGGUUGUGGGUAGUAGUCUUGAUAGCAUUUUUAUGGUGAUGGAAUAUAUGGAACAUGAUCUUAAAGCAUUGAUGGAGACAAUGAAGCAGCGUUUCAGUCAAAGUGAAGUUAAAUGCUUAAUGCUUCAACUUUUAGAAGGCGUCAAGUAUCUUCAUGACAAUUGGGUGCUUCAUCGAGAUUUGAAAACAUCUAACCUGCUUUUAAACAAUCGGGGUGAGUUGAAGAUAUGUGACUUUGGUUUGGCUCGGCAAUACGGCAGCCCGCUGAAGCCAUAUACUCAUCUGGUUGUUACGCUUUGGUACAGGGCACCUGAACUUCUCUUGGGAGCGAAACAAUAUUCUACAGCCAUUGACAUGUGGUCACUGGGCUGUAUCAUGGCAGAACUAUUAGCAAAAGCGCCAUUAUUCAAUGGUAAAACUGAGUUUGAUCAACUUGACAAGAUUUUCAGAGUCCUGGGUACUCCCAAUGAAUCAAUUUGGCCUGGAUUCUCCAAGCUGCCUGGAGUCAAGGUCAACUUCGUCAAGCAUCAGUACAACCUAUUACGUAAGAAAUUUCCAGCCACUUCAUUUACUGGUUCACCAACUCUGUCCGACGCUGGCUUUGACUUGCUGAACAAGCUCCUGACAUACGAUCCUGAGAGGAGAAUAACUGUUGAUGCUGCUCUUAAGCAUGAAUGGUUUAGUGAAGUCCCUCUGCCAAAAUCCAAAGAUUUCAUGCCUACUUUCCCUGCUCAACAUGCCCAAGACAGGCGUGGGAGGAGGAUGAUAAAGAGCCCCGAUCCUUUGGAAGAGCAACGUAAGAAGGAUCUAACACAAACCGAACUUGGGUCUGGUGGUCUGUUUGGCUGAAGUAUGGCUCACGAUUGAUGCUCUCAGAUACCUUGGAAUUACCACAUUAAGGCUAGGGCUGCUGCUUAAGCGGAGGUUGGAACGUUUGUAUCUCAGACUAUCAUUUGUACUUUUCUUUACUCUUUUCGAGGGUCCAUGGUGAUUUGUGAAGAUGAUUUUCCUCCUAUCGCCAGCUGGAUUCCUUGCAGGUUUAAUGUGUUCACAAGCUAGGUUGGUCAGUUAGUAGAGCUGCAGCUUUCUGACAGUGCUUGUUCUACAAGGUGUGAAAUGACAAUAAAAACUCAUUCCCUACUGAAACUUAUGUAUGUAGCAGUGUUAUUGAACCGUUUAUUUUUUUCUUACCGCUGUUGAGGGAGAAAACCUAUUCUUUUCACCUACAAUCCUCUUAAUCAACUCGGUGUUUCUUUUA
Messenger RNA from Brassica rapa (field mustard), 2866 nucleotides. RefSeq names its product cyclin-dependent kinase G-2. Gene Ontology annotation, biological process: regulation of mitotic cell cycle; protein phosphorylation. Gene Ontology annotation, molecular function: protein serine/threonine kinase activity; ATP binding. Gene Ontology annotation, cellular component: nucleus. The record is from RefSeq and is a predicted model, not a curated record. Lineage: Eukaryota; Viridiplantae; Streptophyta; Magnoliopsida; Brassicales; Brassicaceae.